Penicillium concentricum is the source of this 1674-nucleotide messenger RNA. RefSeq names its product putative aspartyl-tRNA synthetase Dps1 (gene dps1). Gene Ontology annotation, biological process: aspartyl-tRNA aminoacylation. Gene Ontology annotation, molecular function: ATP binding; RNA binding; aspartate-tRNA ligase activity. The record is from RefSeq and is a predicted model, not a curated record. The transcript is spliced from 2 exons. Gene Ontology annotation, cellular component: cytosol; aminoacyl-tRNA synthetase multienzyme complex; cytoplasm. Lineage: Eukaryota; Fungi; Ascomycota; Eurotiomycetes; Eurotiales; Aspergillaceae. Bases 1 to 1674 code for a protein of 557 amino acids.
AUGGCCGACUCCGAAUUGCCCCACCGUCCCAAGCCCGAGGCUCCCCAAGAUGCCUCCGCUCCCGCCGCGGAAGGUGAGACCAAGAACGCCAGCAAGAACGCUCUGAAGAAGGCCGCCAAGGACAAGAUCAAGGCAGAGAAGGCUGCGGCGCGUGCUGCGCAAGAAAAGGCCCAGGCCGCCGCCCAGGAGGCCAACGACACCGCCAAGGAUCUAUACGGUGCUCUCCCAGAGGCCGAGAACGUCGUUCCGUCUACACGAUUCACAGAACUCUCAGAGGAACACUACGAGAAGGAAGUGACGGUUGUGGCGCGUGUCGAUAAUGCGCGUGUGCAGAGUGCCAAGCUUGCAUUCUUGAUGCUGCGCCAGCAGGGACAGAAGGUCCAGGCCGUCAUUGCGGCCACUGAGCCCAUCUCCCGACAGAUGAUCAAGUACACCGGCGGCUUGAACGUCAACUCGAUCGUGCAGGUCACCGGUACUGUGAAAAAGCCCGAGAUCCCCAUCUCGUCCGCCUCCAUCAGCCACCUCGAGAUCCACAUUACCAAGGUUUACAUGAUCUCCGAGGCUGCGCAGAUGCUCCCCAUGCAAGUCAAGGAUGCUGAGCGCCCACCCCCCGAGACCACUGAGGAAGGUCCCCAGGUUGACUCCGAGGGUACUCCCAUCGUCACCCUCAAGACCCGCCUCGACAACCGAGUCCUCGAUCUGCAGACCGAGACUAGCCAGGCCAUCACCUGGAUUUCCAGCGGUGUGUCCCAGCUCUUCGCUGAGUACAUGAUCAAGAGUGGCUCUCGAUGGAUCUCCACACCUAAGCUUGUCGGUGCUGCCACUGAAGGUGGUAGCGGUGUCUUCGAGGUGAAGUACUUCAAGCGCACUGCCUACUUGGCCCAGUCUCCCCAGCUCUACAAGCAGAUGUGUAUCGCUGGUGAUAUGGAGAACGUCUUUGAAAUCGCCCCCGUUUUCCGUGCGGAGGACAGCAACACCCACCGUCACUUGACCGAGUUCUCCGGUCUCGAUUUCGAAAAGACCUUCCGCGGUCACUACCACGAGGUCCUUGAAUUUGCCGAAGACCUCCUCGUCUUCAUCCUCACCCAGCUCAAGGAGCGCUACGCCUCCCAAAUCGCCACCAUCCAAAAGUCCUACCCCAAGGCCGGCGACUUCAAGCUCCCCAAGGACGGCAAGGCCCUGCGCAUGAACUACAUGGACGGAGUCGCCCUCCUGAAGGAAGCCGGCGUCGACGUCUCCGAGCAAGAGCGCUUCGAGAACGACUUCUCCACCGCAAUGGAGAAGCAGCUCGGCCAGAUCAUCCGCGACAAGUACGACACCGACUUCUACGUCCUCGACAAGUUCCCCAUGGCCGUCCGUCCUUUCUACACCAAGGCCGAUCCCAACGACAAGCGUUUCUCUAACUCGUACGAUUUCUUCAUGCGUGGUGAGGAGAUCAUGUCCGGUGCCCAGCGUAUCAACGAUAUCAAGGAGUUGGAGGAGUCUAUGCGUGCUAAGGGUCUUGAGCCUAACCAGGAAGGCUUCGAGGAUUACCUCAAUGCUUUCCGUCAGGGCUGUCCCCCUCACGCUGGUGGUGGUCUUGGUCUUAACCGUAUUGUUAUGUUCUUCCUUGGCUUGCCUAAUGUCCGUUUGGCUUCGCUGUUCCCCCGUGACCCUCAGCGUCUGCGUCCUUGA